Messenger RNA from Pundamilia nyererei, 3117 nucleotides. Its product is annotated as glycine receptor subunit beta-like. Gene Ontology annotation, biological process: chloride transport; monoatomic ion transmembrane transport. Gene Ontology annotation, cellular component: postsynaptic membrane. The record is from RefSeq and is a predicted model, not a curated record. Gene Ontology annotation, molecular function: transmembrane signaling receptor activity; extracellularly glycine-gated chloride channel activity. Bases 1 to 1503 code for a protein of 500 amino acids. Lineage: Eukaryota; Metazoa; Chordata; Actinopteri; Cichliformes; Cichlidae. The transcript is spliced from 10 exons.
AUGGCUGUUGGAUUGAGGCCAGUGAUUUUGCUGCUUUUGCUGCUCUGCUGUUGGCAACUUGCCUCAAGUAAAGAAGGAAAAUCCACAAAGAAAGGAAAAAAAGGAAAGCAAGUUGUCUGUCCAUCGCAGUUGUCUCCAGAAGAUUUGGCACAGGUUCCAGCUAACUCUACCUCCAACAUUUUGAAUCGUCUGAUGGUCAGUUAUGACCCAAGAAUAAGACCUAACUUUCAAGGUAUCCCAGUUGAGUCCAGAGUGAACAUCUUCAUUAACAGCUUUGGGUCUAUCCAGGAGACGACUAUGGACUACAGAGUAAAUAUAUUUCUUCGACAAAGAUGGAAUGACCCUCGUCUACAGCUUCCUACAGAUUAUAAGAGUGAAGCACUAACUGUUGAUCCCAAAAUGUUCCAGUGUUUAUGGAAACCAGAUCUUUUCUUUGCAAAUGAAAAAAAUGCAAACUUUCAUGAUGUCACACAAGACAAUAUACUGCUCUUCAUCUUCAGGAAUGGAGACGUCCUGAUCAGCAUGAGGCUGUCGGUGACACUGUCUUGUCCCUUGGAUCUUACGCUUUUCCCAAUGGACACACAGCUAUGCAAGAUGCAGCUGGAGAGUUUUGGCUACACCACCAGUGAUCUUGUGUUCAUGUGGCAGUCUGACCCAGUUCAAAUGGAUGAGAUUGCUCUCCCACAGUUUGACAUCAAGCAAGAGGAUAUAAAAUAUGGAAACUGCACAAAGUACUACCAAGGAACAGGAUACUACACCUGUGUCGAGGUUAUAUUUACGUUGCGACGGCAGGUCGGUUUUUACUUGAUGGGAGUUUACGCUCCAACACUGUUGAUUGUUGUUUUGUCCUGGUUGUCAUUCUGGAUCAACCCUGAUGCCUCAGCUGCAAGGGUGCCACUAGGUAUUUUGUCAGUGCUUUCGCUAUCCAGUGAGAGCAUGUCCUUGGCUUCAGAGCUACCAAAGGUUUCCUAUGUAAAGGCUAUUGAUAUUUGGCUCAUUGCCUGUCUGCUCUUUGGUUUUUCAUCCCUGGUGGAAUAUGCUGUAGUCCAGGUGAUGCUGAACAGUCCUAAACGGAUCGAAGAGGAGAAAGCCAAAAUGGCCACAAAAGAAAAAGCUUUGAAGGAGAAAGAAGGAAAGAAGCCUUUAACUAAACCUAACAACACCAUCAAUGGCACUGGUGGAACACCAAUGCACGUCAACACUCUGCAGGUCGUUGAAACCCGCUGUAAGAAAGUUUGCACUUCGAAGUCUGACCUUCGCUCCAGUGACUUCAGCAUCGUGGGAUCUUUACCUCGAGACUUUGAACUUUCUAACUUUGACUGUUAUGGUAAACCAGUUGAAGUUACAGGGGCCCUCAAAUCCCAAAACAAAGCCAACAAGAAACCACCACCACCUAAACCUGUCAUACCGGCAGCUGCUAAGCGCAUUGAUCUCUAUGCAAGAGCCCUUUUUCCCUUCUCUUUCCUCUUCUUCAAUGUUGUCUACUGGUCAAUCUAUCUGUAAGAGGAAGAAGAAGAAAGUGAUUUGUAUCUUGGGUACAGAGCGGACAGUGCUGACAUUAAAAGUACACUUUUCUUUGAUAAAUCAUAUAGUAAAUUUAUAUAUAGGUCAUUCCAUUAAAAAAAAAUCUGUUUAAUCAGAUAAAAGUUCCCACCUUACUCUGUCAGAAACAGCUUUCAUGUACAAUAUUUUUAGUAUUUUCAAGGAAGCAAUGAAUAAUAUUACCUUCAUCCUGUCAAUAUUUUCCAAGGUACAUGGAUGCUUGAAAUUUCAUUUGUAAGUGUCAACUCAACCUAUGGGUUAGAUAUCGGGUUAAAGCAAGUUAUAUUAUGGAAGGUCUCCUUUUUACCUACAUUUUCAACCUGUUCACAUCUGCUAUACAGGUAUACAACACAAAAACUGGUGGGUUGUUUGUUUGUUUGGUUUUUUAACAAUGGAUAUGUGCCAUAAAACAAGCUAUUGCAGAAAUCCACCAUAUGUGAUGAAAUUAGAAAUGCCUGCAACUAGAACAUGUUUCCAACAAACUAACAGUAAUCUCUGAGCAGUCUUACUCGUUCAGCAGUGUUGAUGCUCCAAGGAAACCAUGCCUAUCACAGCUUUAUUCCAGUCGAUCAAAACAGACUGGAAACUGUCAGUUUGUCUGGUGUCAAAAAUACAACCAUUAUGAAGGCUGGAUUUAUUAUUGCCAGAAGUUCCUACACAAGAUUGCACGUCGUUGCUAACUAACAACUCUUUUUUUCUGUUUAGAGCCAUGUUUGCAAAGCUGCAAAAACCAGUGUGGUUCCCGGGUAUAACUGCAAAUUUUCACAAAUAUAAAACUUAGCGUCCUAUUGCUUGAGUUCCCUUAAAGCCUGUAUAUUAAGUAGGCACUGCAUGUUUGUCUUUGUGUAAUACAGGACAUUGUGCUAGUUAUAACCUAAAUUAUGCAGUUUAAAAUAUAACUGUAUCCUGUGCAUUAGAAAUAAAUGCUUUUUAUUGAGGGUAACAUUACUGGUCACACUUCAUGCUAAAGGUAUAGUAUUCUAGAGUGGCCAAUGUGGAUGAGAAUCGAGAAAAAGAAGGUUCUCUACAAGAACCGGUUCCUAGUAGUCCAAUUCCUUGGAAUUGUUAGUCUGCCUGCCUGUCAAUCCCGCUUAUCAGUUCUGGCAUGUAUUCUACAAUUAGCUGAUUUCAGUUAUGGAGGAGCAAAUUGUAGGGCAGUUUCCAGCGUGGAUACGAACAUAAUUUUUAUUUUUAUUGCAAAAAAAGGAAGUGCAAACUGCAUCCAGGACAGAACAGGUUGUUGCUAAUAUAACAGCAUGCAAAUGCUAAGCUAUCCAAGAUCCCAGAGCGAUGCUAAGCUGAGUGAAUGCUGAUCCCAGCCCAUGGCUGAGCCAUCACUUGUGAGCUGCCGUGAAGCCAGCUGCCACUGAACUUCAUCCGGUAACAAACAGAUGAGCAGUUAGGCUGCAGGCUUCGUUUCUACCUGUUUUUAUUUAUAUAUUUAUAUUUAUUUAUAUAUUUAUAUAGCCCAAAAUCACAACAAUCUGUUCAUGUUUCUGAAGUAGAAUCAACAUGGAGAUCACUUAAAAGUCUCUUUGUGCUUGUUUUCAUUUUUUUUUGUGCUGUAGGCUUUGU